AGCCACUUGCACACACCACAGACCAUCCCAAGGAAUUUCACCUUUAGAGUUCAAACCUACUCCGCAUAAUCUCUUCCAACUCCAUUUCUCCUACCCAACCAGACGAGCCACCACGGUCCACUUUACUGGCGCUUCGUCUUUCACACCCAAUCCCAAGGAAAUCCCUAGACAUGCCCAAGACAUUUCCAAAAACUGGAGUCUGUAGGCAUCGUCACCAUCACUUGGGAUCCUGAAUUUUCUCCGCACAGCAAUUCUCCGUACUCCUUACCACGGGAUUCAUCCCCAUUCUGAAUCAUGAACUCCCAUUUUCUAACCUAUCUAUCACCACUACUACGACAGCAUUUACUAAGACAGGUCCAAUCCCAACGUUUUCUCUACAUUCUUUGCCAUGGCGGGCCCAUUUCAGAAUUCCGAACUUGACCCCAUUCUUGGUGGGGCUUCAUCUUUGCCAACCGAGCACCGGCCAUCCUCCACUACUUACGGGUAAGCCUACUGUAAGGUAGCGUACUCGUAGUCGUACUUGUAAUUACUCACCCAGGUUAGCUUACCCAGGUCGUCUCGUCUUCCCAAAUGCUCCAUAUAUGAAGUACUUUCUUAGCUACUUCGUACCUGCAUCGGCAGUGCAGAUGACUAUCAACAUGUAAGUGUCUGGCUAGAUGCUGUGCAGUGCAGUAGAGAGAAACGGCGGGACGAGUCGUAGCGUCGCUAGUAGUCGUGACGUUUAGACGUUAGGUGGAUAUUUGCUCGCUUGUACAGGCAUUCGAACGUCGAUACUGCAAUUAAGGUUUAUGUCGAAUGCGGCUCUUCCUCCGUCCAAAGUACUUGUACCUGGAUAUCUCAAUCAAAGUCUCGUACCCUCCACUUUCAUAUACGGGCACAUAACCCAGUCAAGUACAAGCCUUCAAGUCGCGCACGUUCAAUCACAAAAGUCCACCAAGCCGGUGGAAUUCAGCAAGUGGGAAGCUUGUCAUUUUUGGUUGGUUGUCGUUGCUUCAUACAUCCAUUACAGAAGGAUCGGCUCAAACCCUUUUUCGAAAGAACCAUGUGUGAGUCCGAAGAAAUUAGUUGCGGUAGUAACGGUACCUGCCUCCUCCUAUUUUAGCCCCAUCUCCGAUUUCGUACUUAGUUACGACUACCCCAAUCAUGUUAGCCUUUUCCUUGUCGUGUCUAUUAGAUGCUCUCAGUGUCCCUCGUCGAGUUUCUGUGCUUUUCCAAGCUUUGGUCCCAAGAUGAUUUUCCCCAUUGUCCUCUCGUUACUCGUAUCAUCCACUGUUGCAUCAUUAUACGAUCCAAAUGCUGUUGCUUGUCCUUCUGAGUCUCUGGUAAGAGAUGCAAGAGGAUUGUCGAAUAAGGAAGAGGAAUACAGAGUGAAACGAAAGGCUACAGCGGAUGUGUAUCUGAAGGCAUGGCUGAGAAAAACACACCGAGAAUUCAGUACCUCUGGAGAACUUCCCACUGUCAGUCGUCUCACUCAAUAACUAAAUGCAUAACUAAUGUGAAUAGAUUGCCUUGGCAAGCAGUGGUGGUAGUUACAGAUCUAUGCUUGCUGGUGCUGGCGUGGUCCAAGGAUUGGAUGCAAGAGACUCCAACGUCAGUACCAGUGGCUUGUUUCAAGCAUUGACAUAUCACGCUGGCAUUUCUGGAGGUAGUUGGUUGUUAUCAUCCCUUGCUGGAAACAACUACCCCACCAUAAGUUCUCUCAGAGAUGGACUCUGGGCCCCUGCUCUCGCCAACACCCUUCUACUUCCCGGAGGUGCUUCCUUCGCAGGGAAUAUCAUCAACAUCAUCCACGACAUGGUCUCAAAAGAAGCUGCAGGGUACGAUACCACUAUCGUAGACUUAUGGGGUCGUCUCCUCUCUUAUCAACUUCUUUCAGGCCCCAGUGGAGGAGCGGCCAAGACUCUCUCUGGAAUAGCUUCUUCCAACAGCUUUAUCUCACAUGAAGUCCCUUACCCUAUCAUAACAGCCAUUGGCGCCAGAGUCUGGGACGGCGAGUGCGUCCCAGAAUUUAAUGGAACAAGUUAUGAAUUCUCCCCAUAUGAAUUCGGAUCCUGGGACAAGGACGUAAGUGCUUUCACGCCCACUCAAUACCUAGGAACCUCGCUCCGAGGGGGGAAACCAAGUACUCAAACUUGCACCACCAAUUACGACAACCUAGGCUAUAUCUUCGGAACCAGCUCAAAUAUCUUCCCCGCCCUCUGUAAAAACUUCCCCACAUUGGGCGACGGUGUGGAUCUGGCUUUCAAGGCGGAAGCCUUGCUCAAUCAGAUCCACCAAAUCGUAACACAGGAAAAAUACGCACACUACAAGAAUCCCUUCUACGAAUACAAGUCCGAGACUCAAACGUUCAACUCAGCCAACAACGUCUCCGCCCACGAACAACUCUCCUUGGCCGACGGUGGAAUCACCGAACAAAACGUUCCUAUCCUCCCCUUCCUCCAACCAGCACGAAACGUCAGCGUCAUCAUCGCAAAUGACAAUUCAGGCGAUACCGAAGAUAACUGGCCCAACGGACUCUCUCUAUACAUCACCUACAUGGAAUCCGCCGCCCUGGGUCUCGACCGCAUGCCGUUCAUUCCUCCACCCGACGAAUUCAUCGCCAAGGGCCUGAACAAGAAAGCUGUCUUCUUCGGCUGCGAGGACAUGAAGAAAGUCACGAUUGUGUACCUCCCAAACCGCAAUUGGACGACGGAGAGCAACGUCUCAACCACGGAUAUGCAGUACAGCUACCAGGACACGGCGGCGCUCAUUGAGAAUGGGCUUAGUAUCGUGACCCAAGGGAAAGAUGAUGAGUGGGGAGUCUGCAUGGGCUGUGCGAUCAUGGGGAAGAGUACUACGGCGAACAAAUUGCCGAGGGAAUGUAAGAGUUGUUUUGAGGAGUUUUGUUAUGUGGCUGGGGUUUAGGGGACUUGAACUUGAACUUGCAUAUAGAGUUGGUGGCACUUUUAUGAUGAUUAUGAGGUUUGGGAGGGCUUGGGAUGGGG
Messenger RNA from Hymenoscyphus albidus, 2984 nucleotides. NCBI's taxonomy places the organism in Eukaryota, Fungi, Ascomycota, Leotiomycetes, Helotiales, Helotiaceae. The record is from the annotation of a GenBank genome assembly.